Hyla sarda is the source of this 5018-nucleotide messenger RNA. RefSeq names its product striatin interacting protein 2 (gene STRIP2). Gene Ontology annotation, cellular component: cytosol. Gene Ontology annotation, biological process: cytoskeleton organization. Bases 101 to 2467 code for a protein of 788 amino acids. The transcript has 21 exons. The record is from RefSeq and is a predicted model, not a curated record. Lineage: Eukaryota; Metazoa; Chordata; Amphibia; Anura; Hylidae.
GGCCAAUCAGUGAGCGAGCAGGCAGGGGGGCGGUGUCAGUCAACGCCACUGUGCAGCACGUGUGUGUCACCGAGCUGUGAGUGACAGCUGCAGAUUCGGCAUGGAGGGGAGCAGCAAGGGCAGGAGGAGGGAACCCGAGGGCUUCCAGGAUGGGCCAAGUCUGGAGUUUGAGUACAAUGAUUCUGACCACUUGUCAGCAGAAUUAUCAGAACUGUACAGCUACACAGAGGAGCCAGAGCUACACCUUAACCGCAGGUGUUUUGAGGAAAAGUUUAGACUCCAAGGAGAGGAGGCCAGAUGGAAAUCUCUGGGUUCAGCUCAGCACAGAGCUCAUGUCAUGCGCCUCAUUGAUGAGUUAGAGGUGGUGAUCAGGGAGAAGCGACUCUCUGCUGCCAGAGCUAUUUUGUACUUAGCACAAGGAGUGUUUGGAGAGUGUGAAACGGAAUCUGAUGUUCUACACUGGUCCCGCUAUAACUGCUUCCUGCUAUUUCAGAUGGGUACAUUUGCUGUCUUCCUGGAAUUGCUGAACAUGGAGAAUGCGAACAGCCAAGCAUGUAGUAAGGCUCUGAGGAAACCAGCUCUAUCUUUAGCUGACAGCACUGAGCUCAGGGUGUUCUUGAGUGUUAUGUAUCUACUGGUGGAGAACAUAAGGCUGGAAUCACCAGAAGAUAAUACAGAAUGGAAAACGCAGAGGGAAACGUUCCGCACAGAGCUUGCUUUCCCAUCUAAUGAUGAAGAACCAUUUGCUCAUCUCCUUUUCACAAUGGUAACCAAAUUCUGCAGUGGUCACUCUCCUCAUUUUCCUAUGAAAAAGGUCCUUCUGCUGCUUUGGAAAGUGCUACUGUUUACACUAGGAGGAUUUACAGAGCUGCAGAGGACUAAGGAGCAGAAGAGAGCUGAAUUGGGUCUCCUACCAUUAUCUGAAGACUGCAUCCAAGUAAUGAGGAACAUGAAAGCCACAGCCCCACCAUCUUAUGGCAUUGAAUUAGGGGAACAGCCAAAACGUGGGCGUCGCAGCCGGAGGGACAGCCUGGAUCUAUACAAUGAGAAAGAUCCUUUCAAGAAUGAAGAAUCUACUGGAGCAGAAGAAGAAGAGAAUGAGGAUUCAGAAAAUAUGAUGGACACGGAGUCUGAUGUACAAGAGCGGGAUCUUAUGUCACAGCCUUUAUCUGCCCUCAGGAAUCAUAUGGAGAUGGUGUGCUUCCCUAAGGGCCUUCCUUGGGCACCCAAAGUAAGACAGAAAGACAUUGAAGAUUUCCUGGAGAUGAGUCGGAACAAAUUCAUUGGGUUCACCCUGGGACAUGACACAGACACAUUGGUGGGAUUGCCCCGUCCUAUCCAUGAGAGUGUGAAAACUUUAAAGCAGCACAAGUAUGUUUCAGUUGCUGAUAUCCAGAUCAAAAAGGAAGAAGAAUUGGAGAGAUGUCCCAUGUCACUGGGAGAAGAGGAGGUGGAGGAGACUGCAGCAGAGUGUCUGUACAGGGCCAUGUUGUUCAACAUACCUCAGUACAUGAUUGCCCUACUGAAGAUACUCCUGGCAGCUGCACCCACUUCAAAAGCCAAGACUGAUUCCAUUAAUAUUCUGGCCGAUAUCCUUCCUGAGGAAAUGCCGGUAACUGUACUGCAAAGCAUGAAGCUAGGAAUAGAUGUGAAUCGCCACAAAGAGAUCAUUGUGAAGAGUGUGUCUGCCCUGUUAUUGCUGCUGCUGAAACACUUUAAGCUAAACCACAUCUACCAAUUUGAGUACAUCUCCCAGCACCUGGUGUUCGCAAACUGCACUCCUCUGAUCCUGAAAUUCUUCAAUCAGAACAUUAUGUCCUACAUCUGUGCCAAGAACAGUAUUUCUAUUCUGGAUUUUCCAUCUUGUGUUGUCCAUGAGUUGCCUGAGUUAACAGCUGAAAGCCUGGAAUCAGGAGACAACAAUCAGUUCUGCUGGAGAAAUCUAUUUUCCUGCAUUAAUCUACUGAGGAUCCUAAACAAGCUCACUAAAUGGAAGCACUCCCGCACCAUGAUGCUGGUGGUGUUUAAAUCUGCCCCCAUUUUAAAACGUGCCCUAAAAGUAAAGCAGGCAAUGAUGCAGUUAUAUGUGCUAAAACUACUGAAGCUCCAGACCAAAUACCUGGGUAGACAGUGGAGGAAGAGCAACAUGAAAACAAUGUCUGCUAUCUACCAAAUGGUGCGCCACAGAAUGAACGAUGACUGGGCCUAUGGCAAUGAUAUAGAUGCCAGACCUUGGGACUUCCAGGCUGAAGAGUGCACCUUGCGGGGCAACAUUGAGAGUUUUAACAGUCGGAGAUAUGAGAAGGAUCCAAAUUGGGAGUUUGCCCCAGUAGAUAACUGUUUGCAGAGUGUUGUGGGACAAAAUCUUGACCUCCCGGAAGAUUUUCAUUAUACAUAUGAGCUGUGGCUAGAGAGGGAGGUGUUCUCUAAUCCAAUUCAAUGGGAAGACCUUCUCCAAUAUUCCUGACUAAUGAAUGUACAUUGUAGGUAAUGUCAGUCCUUUUUUGGUCCACUGUUUGUUUGGAUUAGAGCAGACAACACAAACACUGUCACAGAAAACUUUCAUAGUGGCAUUAUAAGGAGCAGUAGGAGAUCUGUAGAUCGGAAUAAGUUUAACCCUAUCAUGUUUCACCAACUUUGCAGGGAUUCAGUAUGAAGCUAAACUGAGAUACAGUAGCAGCAGAACUAAUCCUGCAAUUGGACACCUAGCUGCCUACUUAGGAAUGAGAACAGCUCAGACUGCUACCUCUACAUAGCAAGACAGCAUUAUUAUAAACUUGAAGAAUACAGUUGUACUUCCUGAAGGAGUUUUUUGGUUUUAGCCAAUAAAGCUUAUUCAAUGUAUAGGGAAAAUUUAAGUACUUUAUGUAAGAAUUCCUUGUGGUUUUUAAGAUCUCAGCGUCAUUGAAUGCUGGUCAUGUGAUAAUCAUUUAGCAGCAUGGAUCAUUACAAUAUGUGCGUCACAUAACCCGGUCAGAUUUUCAUCCCCGAAAGAAAAGCAUGAAAUUCACAAACAAUGACUAAAAGCCAAGGUCUGGAACACUAUGGGGGUUUAAUACAUAUACAUAUAAAAGAAAAUAGCAAAAGAUUAAAAGGGGUUAUCCCAGGAUUAAAAGUUAACCUCUAGUCACAGGAUAGGAGGAUAACUAGCUGAUGAGUGAACAUCUGACCACUGGGACCUCCACUGAUCAUGAGAAUAGAGGUGAAUUGUCCCACAAGUAAAUGGAGUAGUAAUGCACGUGCUUAGCCACUGCUCCAUUUAUGGUCUAUGGGAUUUCCGAAUAGAGCAGAGUUCAGUAUUCAACAAUAUUUGUAAGUCCUUUAAAGAAUGAAUGGAGUCGAGCAUGCAUGCUGCUGCUCCAUUAAUUCGGGUCACUUCAUCUCCAUACUUGUGAUUUGUUGGAGUUCCAGUGGUCAGAUGUCCACCGAUCAGCUAGCUAUCCUUCUAAUGUUUAAUCUUAGGAUAAGCCAUUUAUUUGCAAAAACUGGUAUGCCCCUAAAAUAUAUUUGUUUCACAUAAUAUUACAGUCUUAUUAUUAUAUAGUCUUACAAAAGCUGUCAAUAACCAGCAUUAUUUGUAGGAGGUAAAUGAGAAAAGUUGUGGAAAUUACGUAUUCGCCAUUGCAUUUUGUUUCUAACAGUGAUUCGUUAAUUUUAAAUCAUACAUCACCUCAUAGACUUCACUGAAAAGUCUUUAUUAUACAGUAUUUUGUAAAGAUACAAUAAAAAUGAACAACCCCUAUCUGCCAUUGAUAAACUAACCAUGGGAAUCCUUCUGCCAACACCCCCAUCUUACCAUCAGCUGUAAUUUCUGGGGCAAGUAAAGUAGCAAUGAAGCAUUAAAAUCAAUGGAAUGGCCCUAUAUUGCAGACAAUCCAGGUCAUGAAACUCUUUGUAGGAGCUUUCUGAUUUAAAGGAGUAGUCCAGUUAAGAAAGAUUCUGUGCCAUCAUCCUCGGGCUGUCUGCAUAUAAAAUUACAAAGUGGACUCGCCUGCCACCGCUCCCUCAGUGUCCCAGUAUUGCUGCUCCAGUCCUCCAUUGCGGUGGUGUUCCUGGUUGCCGGUGGUCAAUGCGUCAAACUGUGGUUCAACUUAUCACCGGCCUCAGCAAUGUCCUGCUGCAGCCCACAAUAGUCUAAGCAGCAAUGUGUUGCACAGACCACCGGCACUGGUCCCCUUUCUGGUGCCAGGGCUCGAUGCAUCUUACUGCCACUCAGCCUAUUGCUGGCCAAGGCAGGACAUCUCUGAGGCCGGCGAUAGGCUGAGCCACAGUGUGACACGUUGACCACCAGCAAAUAGGAAGAAGACCACAUCGGAGGACUGGAGUGGUGAUACUGGGACACCAAGGGAACGGCAGAAGGGGAGUCUACUUUGUUAUUUUAUAUACCAGCAGCCCUGGAAUGACAGCACAAAACUUUUCUGAACUGGACUACUCCUUUAACAUAAAUUGGUCCAGAUCAAUAUGCACUAAUAUGGAAAGGGCUUGUCUAAAGCAGACAGGCUCUGUAAAGAGGUUGUUACCUGAAAAGGUUAUCAGCUAUUGACAGGACCCCUACCGAUCCCAGGAACGGGACAAGAGUGUCUCCAGAAUGAAUAGCGUGCACUGCACAUGUGUGGCCAAUGCUCUGUUCAUUCUCUAAGGGACUGCUGAACAUUGUCAAGUUUAGUGACCCCAUAAAGAAUGACUGGAGCACUAGAUUGUGCGGUGCACACAGUUCAAUUUAGGGACAGUUUUGUCCGCAUUCUAAGGAUCGAUAAAGGUCCCAACAGUCAGAUAGGAAUACCCCUUUAGGAUAUGUAUCUCCUGCUGGAAAACCUAUUUCAGAAUUUAUCAAUAAAGCAUCAUUUUAAUGUGACACGUACAAAACCUUGGGGCAGUUGUGUCUCGCCUCACCGCACAGUAUUUUUUUUUGUUUUCUGUAUUUAAAAAAUAUUCAUGGAUUAUACCAAAAUGUCUACAGUUCUUUUAUUUCAUUUGUUAUCAAGGAUUUUUAUGUGAAAUGAAAAAUAAAUUAACAA